Molecule: messenger RNA, 13033 nt
Organism: Dicentrarchus labrax (European seabass)
Lineage: Eukaryota; Metazoa; Chordata; Actinopteri; Moronidae
Gene: cacng3b
Product: calcium channel, voltage-dependent, gamma subunit 3b
Exons: 4
Coding region: 698-1651 (317 amino acids)
Biological process (GO): regulation of AMPA receptor activity; postsynaptic neurotransmitter receptor diffusion trapping; positive regulation of synaptic transmission, glutamatergic
Cellular component (GO): postsynaptic density membrane; AMPA glutamate receptor complex
Molecular function (GO): channel regulator activity; voltage-gated calcium channel activity
Source: RefSeq, a predicted model, not a curated record
GGGCUGCUUUUGGAAGAAGAAGAAAAAAAAGCAGAAGUUGAGAAGAGAGGGAGGGAAGGAAAUAAGGGAGGAAGGACGGAAGGAAGGAAGGAAAGGGGAUAUAGGGAAGAAGAAGAGGAGGGAGGAGAGAAGAUCCUCCGCUCACUGGUGGAUAACGCGGCUCUAACGCAGCUCGCCCUGCCUAACCCCGGGUCUAACAAACCGGGGAAGGAGAGGAAGGAGAGGUAGAAUGUGGCAUCGCCGUUACCCGCCACUCUGACUGGGUGAGGGCAGUGUCGGGUAGUCGGGGACAACCGGUGGUCGUUUAAACCCCCGGUGUGUGUGUGGGUGUGUGUGUGCGUGUGUGUGUGUGUGUGUGCGCGCGCGUGUGUGUAUGAGGGUGGUGUUGGUGAAAACCGGUUUUUGAUGCGCGAGAAAGUGACGUGCCGCCCUCCCACCUUCCCGCCCUUUGCCACGAGCCGCUUGUCAACUCAACGGACAAGGCAGCCAAGUACUUCAUUUCUCGUUCCACACUUAUAAAAUCACCACAUUUUACCCACAUUUCUAUAUUUUUGUCCAUUUUUCCGAGUGCCUGUCUGAUGAACCCCUCACCCUGACUCUCCAAGUCUCGCGGGAUAUAAAGGAAAUAAAAGGGUGAAUCUAAAAGAGAGGAGGGAAGAAGAAGAGAAAAAGAUUAAGACAAACAGGAGCCGCCUAUAUGAAGAUGCUGAUGUGUGACCGCGGCGUCCAGAUGCUCGUGACGACGGUGGGCGCGUUCGCCGCCUUCAGCCUCAUGACCAUCGCCGUCGGUACCGACUACUGGCUGUACUCGCGCGGGGUCUGCCGCGUGAAGAGCAGCGGCGACAACGACACGAGCCGCAAGAACGAGGAGGUGAUGACGCACUCCGGCCUCUGGCGAACCUGCUGUCUGGAAGGAACAUUCAGAGGUGUGUGUAAGAAGAUUGAUCACUUCCCAGAGGACGCUGACUAUGAAGCAGAUGCUGCUGAAUACCUCCUCCGUGCUGUGCGUGCCUCCAGUAUUUUCCCCAUCAUGAGUGUGGGUCUGCUUUUCCUGGGGGGGCUCUGUGUGGCCGCCAGUGAGUUUUACCGGAGCCGACACAACGUCAUCCUCAGUGCAGGAAUCUUCUUCGUCUCUGCAGGACUCAGUAACAUCAUAGGAAUUAUUGUCUAUAUCUCUGCCAACUCGGGAGACCCAGGCCAGAGCGACAGCAAAAAGUCCUACUCCUACGGCUGGUCCUUCUACUUUGGCGCCCUCUCCUUCAUCAUGGCAGAAAUGGUGGGCGUACUGGCCGUGCACAUGUUCAUCGAGAAGCACCGCAAGCUACGGGCCAAGUCCCGCACCGAGCUCAUCAAAAAGUCCGCCUUCAGCCGCAUCCCCUCCUACCGCUACCGCUUCCGGCGUCGCUCCAGCGUGCGUUCUUCUGAGGCCCCCAGCCGUGACACCUCACCGCUGGGGAAAGGCGGCUACACAGGGCCUGCCGCCUCUGAGAUGCCCAUGUACACGCUGAACCCACGCGAGGCAGGCAACGCCGGCACCAAACCUGGCGGCAGCAUGGGUGGGCUGCUCAACUCAGAGAGGGAGUUCCUCCAGAGCAGCACGCUCACCAAAGACUACAGCAAGGACCCCAACCGCAGGACCACACCCGUCUGAGAGGUGCUGGCUGCAGAUAUCGAGUCAAUCAGAGUAUCAAAGAGAAGGAUGAUGAGAAAUACAGGGGGAGUGCAAAAGCAGGGGACACACAGGGUUAAGGGGUGGGAAAAGGGGUUUGAUAAACUUUGACUGUGAACUGUGAACUUUUAGCCUUUGAACUGUGAAUCCUGAGCCCUGUGAGAGUUUCAGCGUGAGUUGCAGGGUUGGUUUUAAUGGAGAAGUUGUUCCCAACUCCACUUUACCACAUAUCUCUGUAGUUAUACCUGUUACUCCUUACAUAUGAAGGCACAUACAAUUUAUGUUCAUAAAUUGACCUACUGGCUUUUUAAAGGGAGAAGAAAUGGGAUUGACCCAAGUUUAAUAGCAUAUCGUAAGUGGUUUGCUGUUUGGGGCAUCUUCUCCUAAAAAAUGAAAAUAAUGUGAACUAAAGGAGAAGAGGAAAGAGGUGAGAGACUUUGUGUAAUCUGACCUUUUGACCUCUGUCCUCCUGACCCUUUUGGAUAGCAGCGGAGUUGGAUUAGUGCAGGGAACAGCCUCAGAGCUCCGAGCUGUCUCUCUGAUUACGAUAACUGUUUAAAAGUGCAGAAGUUAACACCUCAGGAUCGGGAUUGAUUCAUUUUCAGUUCAGCCGGAUUCAAAAUAUAAAUUGAAGAUGCAGUUUGUCCAUUUAAUGGCAGCACAUUUGUGGCACUAGUUAUUAUUUUCUAUACACAUUGUAUAUAUAUACUCUCUUUUCAUAUUGAUUGAUUGAGUUAAUUGUAGAAAAGCUCACUUCAUACCUGACUGAACUGAAACUGAAUUGCGCUCAUUCCUGGUACCAUUCAACCCAUCUCUCUGAUCCCAGGUCAGUUAUUAAACCUGCGUAACGGUUUUUGGUGACAUACACUGACUACAGAUCAGCUGUUAGGUAGGAAAAGGUGUGACUCAACAAAACUAAUGAAUCUCUUUUAGAUGGUAACGUUAGAUCAUUGGUGCUUCCUUUUACCCCCUAGUUUGCAGCCACACAAGUCAUCUCUCAAUUUAUUUUUUCGCCUAAAAACUUAAAAGAGAUGAUCAAAUAUUUGUCCGUCUGUCCGCCUUCACCCAUCGCCUUUCACCUUCCACAUUUUUCUGUGUAGCCCCAUAACUCACCUCACUGCCACCCUUCACACACCUCCUCUCACCCUCUCUUUCUCUUUUAGGUCCUGUCUUCCGUUGGUGUCGCUCGUAUAGACUAGUUAGGUGUUCUGGAGGUUGUUGGUUCAGGGUACUGUGGAGAGGAGACCGCUGAGCUGUGAAUAUGCUUUAAGGCAGAGCCAAAAAGACAUUAAACAAACAGAUUUUUUUUUUUGUUUGCCCACUACCUCUUGGUGAAUAUCUUUCAGAUGAAUUUAAUAUAAAGUUGUCUUUUCUUGCCAGAACAAUUGUCAAAAAAAUAAAAAAUUCAGCUGCAGAAAUAAACAGAGAAAAUGCUCACUUCAGUCUAAAGUACACAUCUCUCUUCUCCAAUGGAGGGUCUGUUGAAAAAGAAUUUAAAGAUAAAUAGAUGGAAUUGGAGGAAGUCCCAUGCAUUAUUCAGAGGAUUUGUGCUCCGUCCGUUCAGCUGUUACUCACAGCCUCUCCUCCUUUUUAUCUCCCUUACAUGUGCACAUACUGUAUACAUCUGCACAAAUACACACGAGCCUCUACACAUCUACCACAUGUCUCCUACAUGGAGCUGUGACAUGCACAGACAGUCAUGGCCCUGUUAUCCUUAAAAAAGAGACACGUUUAGAGACACAUCAAUACAUUUCCAUAUAUCAGUCUCCCCUGCUCUCUCUCUCAAACACAUGGACAUGAAAAUACUAAAUGGAUCGAUUGAGCACACAGUAGGCAGAUGUGAGCUUAGAUUUGUUCAAGAUUAUAUCCAGAUACAAAAAUGGUGCACUCUGACACUAUAUACUGUUUUGGCCCCAUUUUGUAUUAACAGCCAAGUGUUUGUUAAGCAUUUAAGAUAUUUGCCACUCAUGAACAUGAGAGGCACAUGAUUUAUUGUUUUAAGAGCCCUUAGUUUUAGCAAGACGACACUAAAAAUGAGAGAGAGGGUUAGUUUAUGAAGGGAAGAGCGAUAGAGGUUUGAAUCCAAGCAGCGAUUGGAUGAAUAAGUACUGGAUAAGAGGUGAGACGAGAGGCGUAAAUUAGGCUGGAAUCUGUGUCAUUGUCAGCCAGUGAUGUUUUAGAAGGCUAAAGAGUGUUAAUUGAUGGUGUGAUCUUCCUAAAAAUAUAAUAAUGCAAUCUAAAUAAAUAAAUAUAUACUGUAUCUGUGCUGUUUUGGACUGGGGACUGAUCACUUUCCAAUUGAUACAUACUGGUACACUUGUUUCAGUAUCCUAAAUAUCUAAAUAUAUGGUAUUAGGCUUUAUUUUUGCUUUUGAAAUUAUAUAUUUUUUGCGUACAAUCAGUUUUUUACUGGAUCUACCAAAAUCUGUUGCCACCUCUGUCCAAUUUAAAUGUUGGCAGAGGAUUAAAAGGUCAGUUUCCUAGACUUUUACAACACAUACAAAGACCCAAAAAGGCUUACUUUGCAACACUUUAUUACAGAGAGCGUCAUCUGAAUGCAGGAGAUCGUAUUAAACCAUUUAUCACAUCACUAGACAACACCUGAUCACACACAUACAUACAAGGGGAGGGGUUGCAACAGAGUGAGAAGAAGGCAAAAUAGCCAUAAAACAGAGAGUUAGGGAAAGCUGAGGAGAGAGAGAAUCAGUAGCUAGUAUAAAUAUUCACAGCAUUUUUCUCAAACUUCGUCUUCUAUGAGUAAAAAGUGCGCGUGAAAGAGGGAAAAAAUGCAUUUUUGUUUCCUUCUUUACCUCCCUAAGCCACCAUUGCACUGUUUUGUAUAAACUAAAACUGAAACACCAAGCUGAUACCAGUCACACUGAGAGUUAUUACCCUGAUAAUAAAAGAUGUUUUAAACCUCAGUCAUACUGUUUAAUUUAUGACGCUGCUGCUUUAUCCACUGUCUUUAACGCCAUAAAGGGAGCUUAAAGGGACAAAACGUGUAUCACCACAGACUUGCUCUUGCUGUCCUCCACAUGUAAAUAUUAAUUUUGCAAGCUAACUACAACAUCAGCAGUUGUCAUGGGCUGUGAAAGGGGAAAAAAAAAGCUUUUCUCAAAGCAAGGGCUUUUAAUUUUUUAAGGACAGGAGCACACAAGGGCUUUUUACGCUCAGCGCUGCAGCAACGUCGUUUUAAGGGUGUUAUGUAGGAAGGAAAGGCAAAGUACAUUUGCACAGGAACAACCGUUUUUAAACCAGCUGAAUAGCUAACUAAGGAUAUAACAGGCUUCUCGCAAAAGAGAAGCAGAGGUCGAGAAAACGCAAAGACUGUACUCUUCUACUCACGUUAGCUACAGGUUAGCCUUUAGCGGAUUUCUUUGCUAACUUUAGGUUAGAUGGCUGACCUUAUAAAGUAAUUAGCUAUGAAGAAUAUUGCCUUAAGCAGAGGUAGGAUAACAAUUUUAAUUAAGAAUUAUUUGAGUUAGCUUAAGGAUCAAACAUAUAUUAGCAAAAUAUUGUUAAUCAUACUUGGUGCGAAAUAUUACUCAAAAUGUUUCCUGUAUAUCAUGGCCUCCAGGUUAGCUUUAGAUCAUAGGUUCACCGCUCUACUCUUUUUUGCAUAGGAGUUCCUGCAGUAUACUGACUCAGCAGUAGUAGUUAUGUAGCUCAGCACAUCAGAGGCCCCUCGGAUCCUGAGGGUCUGUUAGGGGUCAGGGUUCAGAUCCGCAUCCAUGAGCCAUGUCAGCAUUGACCUUUCAAACCAUGCAUGCCAUAUCCAUCCGCUUCCAGUGCUUACAUUCGCUGUAUCUCUAAUCGAGUCUCAAAUGGCACCCUAAUCUCUAUACUCCGUAGGGAUACUGGACUGCUACAUUUAAGACGCCUUACAAGGGUGUGUGGGCCCUGUGCCUGUGCUGUGUUUAAUGAUGUUUACUCAAAUAGAGCACAGGGUGCUUUUUGAGACUAGACCUCUGUCUAUCUCUUCUUACCGCCAUACAGCUUUGAUACUCUGAUAUCAACAACAAAUAAUUGUAUUAUUAGUAAAUAAAUAUUCUAUUCUAAAGGUGCCACUGUGCAGAGGAUGACAAAACUCUGUCACAUAUUAUAGUUAUUAAUCUAUUAACGGGGGGUUUGAUUGAUGGGAGCAGAGUUGGGAAGUUGGGGUCGUAGUCUUUGUAAUAUUAUAUUAUUCUAGUUUAAUUUUCUACUUUGAUGUGGUUUGUGAGAUUGUGUUGUUUUGAUCACAUCUGAAGCCUCUGACAGGAGGAGCCGAAGAGACAGUGGAGCGCUCGGACGAUCUCUGUUCAACGUUAACCUCACCUCACUGGUGCCAAAGGUCACGUUACAGUCUGUCAGCGGGACGCUCAAAACUGAAAGUGCAAUACACACACUGACAAGCAUUCAGAGUACUUAGGUUACUACACUUUUGAGGACCUAACGACCCAAUACAUUGCACUAGGUUACCUGUUACAGGGGACGAUUGCAGAAAAUAAUGCAAUCCAGUAAAGCAGCCUGUGAAAACACAAUACUUUUAUCAAGCUUAGAAUUAUCAAUUUUUGUUAGGAGGCAAAAUAAUAGAAACAGUUUACAAUGUAAGGCAAUAUGAUACAACUCAACCACAGCCUCAAAAAAAAAAAAAAAAAAAAGAUUUGAAACAGCCCCUUUUUUUUAUUUACAUUUUAGACUUCACAGAAGUAAUGUUUUUGCAGGACUGCCAUAAUGGAUUGUAUUACAUUGUACCCCUGUGUAUUCUUCACCACUUAAAGCUAGGCAGCUUCAUUAACUGCCACAAUAUCCUGAUCAACAAUACCAAAUAAUAAAGUAUAAUUGGAAAUGAGAUAAUGCACCUUAACACAUGGUUAAACAUGUUAUUACAUCUUACCUUCUUCCUUUUCACUGUGACUCCAGAAACAAGUCCUCUUUCCUGGUCCUCUGUUGGCACUUUCAAAUUAAAACGUUAAAACACAUCAAGGCAAUUUGAUGCUCCAAAGGAAGCCGUGAGCACACAUUCAUGUUGUGAUUAAAUAAUGAUAUCACAACCAACAUGAAUUUGAAAUUUAGCAAAUUAAGACCAUAUUUUCUAUUUAUAAAUUGCUAAAACAAAAAGCCAAAAAAAAAAAAGCAUUGUGUGGGAUAUAGGUCCUCAUGAGUAUAGAAACACAAGACCACAACACAUAGUAAUGCACACACUCAUUAAUAGUCACAAACAUAUACACAGACAUUCAUUUAGGCACAGAAAAAAACACACAGCUUCAGCUUUGCCCAGUGCGGUGUAGGGAUAAGUGUGUCCUGUUAAAAGAAAAAUCACUGUGUCAUGUUUGGAAAAAUCAUUAUAAGUGUUUCUUUGAGAGAAAAACAACAAACUGUUUCUGUCGCUGAUGUGUCGCUCCUCACUGGAACUUCAAGUACACUGAGCCAGCUAAUCGAACACGGAGGACCAGAAGAACUGUUUGAGAAAUGUGAAUUUACUGGAAUAGUUCUGAGACAAACACGCUAUAAGCACUCUACACUUUGCACUCGCUACCAACACACACACACACAAAUACACACACACACACACACACACACAGAUACAAAAACCCAUACAAGGUUACUGUGUGAGGAGGGCUUACAGGUGGAGUUAUGUGCCUGCAUGUUUGUGUGUGUGUUAAUAUUCACGUGUGUGUGUGUGUGUGUGUGUGUGUGUGUGUGUGUGCGCGUGCGUGUGCGUGUGCAGUUAGCCUCUCCUCACCCAUGCACCCAGUGCCUGCCUGUCCUGCCUUCAGACAGCUCCCAGAUCAGCCAUGGGGCUUCCAGUAUAACCUCCUCUGCAUUCCCACGACCUUUAACGGUUGCACUGGGAUCAGUUUUAGAGCUAACUGCCCCGAUCAUUCCUCAGCAGACGCAGCCAUACAAAAUAUAAGGACUGUUUUGGAGUCAGCGGUUUCCGGUGGGUAUUGUGUAUUAUACUGACUAAAUAUGAUAAUGAGUCUACGUUACAAGGCUAAGAGGGAAAUCAUUUUUUUAUUUACAUGGUCUGACAGGACUAUUGGACUUUUAUUUUGACACACAUGCUGGGCAGAUCUGACGUUUCUGCCUGUGAGGCUGAUUUAGGAUCGGCAGAGGGGGCUUAGCAGGAUAGACAAUAAUCUAUCGAAUCCCUAAUGACAGCUGGUCUUGAAUCAGCACAGCCUGGUGUAGCCUGCUGUUCCUUGUGUUCUUAAACCUCCCCCAGAUCAGACAGGAAAAGGGGGGAAAUCUUCUAGCUCGAUCUGCAAGACUCACUUAUUAAACCAUUGUGUUGCUUGAGAUUAUGUUUAUAUGAGGUUUUACAUGACAGUGUUUCCUCUUUAAGAUGACGUGAGAGGUCGCCCCCACUAGGGUUAAAACAUCUGUUGUUCCUGUUCCUGUUCUGUUGUGGGACUGUAUACCGAGAAUCCUUGGUUUUCAGUGCAAGUUCAAACAACAGAAGCUAUAGUUAAAAUAGUAGCCACAAGAAUCAUUCAGGCCUUGGUGCCUAUAUUAAGCCCGUUUUCCAGACUACCCUCUUCCUUAAUAAUUUCCAGUUGUAUUGUGGAAACCUGUAGCCCUUUAGCUAGAGAGGUUUUGUACCUGUCUUGCGUCUUACAUAUAUUAUUUUGACAGGAAGUACACAGUGAUUCAAAUUUGCCUCAAGUCCAGUGUUCAGGCAGUGUUGUUUACAUGCAGAACAUAUCUGAGGCUGGCAUGGUUGACUGACCAAGGAGGAAAGGCCCAAAAUGGCAGGAUGUUGUACCAGGCCUUGAGAGUUUCGCUCUGCACCAGGUGUAUUCAGGCUCCCUCUUACAUAAAAUGCUUAUGAGCAGUAGCAGCAGUACAUGUUAAAGGUUUCGUCUUCAUGAACAAGUGUUUUGGAGUUAUGAAUGAAAACAUGAGUUGGUCUAAUAGAAAAGGUUAUCACAUUCUUGUUGAAUUCAGUUUUCAUUGAUAGAUCCCCAAUAGAGUUACACUAGAUCUAAUCCCUGAAAUGUACAUGUGAUAUACAUCUAUUGGAUUACUAUUGAGAUUUUUGUAUCAUCUGAGAAAGCCAUGCCCCAAAGAGACUAAAUUGCCCAUCACAUAAUUUCUACUGAGCCAUGUUGUAAUGGUUAGAGUCAGGCUACCAGGCAUAGAGACCAGCAUAGAGUUUUUAGCCAUGCUAGUAGCAUGGCUCUGUGGAAGUGUUGGAUUUUCAUCUAGCGCCAUCAGGUCAAAUAUUCUAUUUGCCCAAUACUUGGAUCCUUUUCCGUGUUUAAUGCUAAUUAGUAAAUGUUAUCACACUAACAUGCUAAACUGCUAAACAUCCACGUUAGCACUGUCGUUGUGCUAGCAUGGCUUUUAAACUCUUAGUCUUGGUUUUUAAAGUAGAAUAUGACGAAAAAUCUAAUUUUAAGUGGUAAAUGACUGUAACCUGACUUUGUCCAUUUCAAACUGACCUGAGGACUGUUAGAAAACAAACACCAGAACACAGACUCAGGAGAGGAGAUGUAGAAGUUAGUGACAUUUUAACUUUUUUAUGUAUUUCUUAGUUGAUUGGAGUUUGCAUUGAUGCAGUGUACAGUAACACAGAGUCCCUUCAGAGUAAAAGAUCCAGAAUAUCAGUAAAUGCAAAGUUUUUAUUAUUAUUGUGUUUAUUAUACGUGUAGUAGUGGCAAAAAGCAAAACAUUUUGUUUUCAGGGAGUGUAUCUUGCAGGCAUUGUAGCAGUUUGUUUUGAGGUGAAACUAUUCUGAUGGAGAUGAGGAGAGUAAACAGAAACCAGCCGUUACUUUGCGGUGAAAGUGAAAAGCGAAAGCCUAAAGACAAAUGUGCAGCUGGAACCUGACGUGACAUUCAUAAAUGAAAUCCCCCAAAAAUGUGGGUUGACCAUAGUUUUUAAAACACCUAAAAGCGUGAUGAAAGGUGAAAGAUGAAAUAUGUGUCAAUGGGCAGCUUUUUAUUCUGCUCCAUACCUCUGAGCCCUAUCAUGAGAUACUUAGUCCUUGACAACACACACACACACACACACACACACACACACACACACACACACACAUACAUGCAUGCAGAAACAUGCUGGCACUCACAUUUGUCUUUCUAUACACAGGCACACUGACUGUAUAACUCUCACAGCUCACAUACACACACACACACACACACACACACACACACACACACACACACACGUAGCUGCCAGCCAGUUUCACUGUAUACUUUAUAAUGUAAACCUCCAACUAACAGCGGUCUGACACGGACACAUGCUGUGAAUAAAAGCACACUUUUACUUACAUGAUAUAAAUAUGAUUACCUAUAUCUAGAGAGAAAGAAUAUUAUAUACAGUAUAAUAAUUAGAAAAUAAAGAGUCACCUUUUCAAAGUGCCUGUGGUGAGUUCAUUUUGUAUUUGAAUGUGUGUAUGUGAAUGUAUGAUGUGUAGCUGUGUGAUCUUACAUCCUGCACACACACACACACACACACACACACACACACACACACACACACACACACACAGAUAACCCCGUAGUCUGGUGGUCUUCCUAGAAAAUUAACACUAUCUAAUCUUUAUUGGAAACCUCACCACACCCCAACAUAAACCUGCACAAUAUUGAUGAGAAAAUGUACACAUACGCACACUCCUCCCUCAACCUGCACACAAACACACAGACGCACUAGAUGUGUAUCAGCUGUACUGUGUCAACUGUUCUGAUUUAGCUGUCCGAUAGAUAACUCCUCUGCUUAUCUCCACAGCCACCUCACAGAUGUCUGAAUGAGGGAAAGGAAGAGGGCGGGAGGAAGAUGAGUUAAAAGGGGAAAUGGGAAGGAGAAAGAAAAAAGUUAAUGAGGAGACUGGAGGACGUGCCAGCUUUGAGGUGUUUGAAGGAGAUAGAGAGAGUGUGUGUGACAGUAUGCGUGUGGGGGGGAGUGUGCAUGUACAUACAAAUGAGUAUGUCUGUUUAUGGUUGAAAUAUAUGGGUGUAGGUGGCUCUCCAUCUAUUUAUUUGUCACUUUUUCUGAUCAGAUUGUGAUUGAAAAUGAUUCAUUUGAUAGUAUUCCUGUAUCCCUGUGAGAGUCCUGUGUCAACCAUGUAAACUGUUUAUCCAUGUGCCACAUCAGGUGGUCUCCCUCCGUUCACAGAUUGUGUUGCAGGAGCCACUGAUCAAAUGAUUUUGAGACAUUAUUGGCGCAACUCACCAUCAGCAUACAGAACCUUAAGUAGGCAUCAUCUAAAGCAGUGGUUUCCAACCUGGGAACCCCAACAAGGGAUCGCAAGAUGAAUCUAAAGGGUUACAAGCCGAUCAUCCAGGUGGAAAAUAAAAAAGAAACCUAAGUUUGUAUACAGAAAAACACAUUUUCCAAUAUGUGCUUCUUUAUGUGAAUUACUGUACAGUUUUAUCUUUUCAGGCCUUCAUUAUUAUUAAAAUUAAACAAUAUGAGAAUUUUUCAAACCGCUGCUCAUAAAUUAUACAUGCAUCCUGUGAUGUGUUGUUUUAAGGGGUCACAAACAAAAAAGGUUGGGAACCACUGAUAUAAAGCUCAAGCUGGACUACACUGAGUUUGAAUUCCUUCCAGGGACAGGAUACAACUGGUCCAGUUCAAAACUCUGGCGCAAGUCUACAAGAAGGUUACUGUUCCUUCCUACGUCUAAGCCAUGGUCGAACAUUGUAUUCUGGCAGGACAGCAGAGACCCCGCCCAUUGUCAGACUGAAAGCAGACCUACACCUCGACAUCCCAUCCUAAAGGUGUCAGUAUGUUUCAACCAACCAAGUACUUGUUGGAUGGUCAAAUAGCGUCUGACUUCCCCUGUCCCUACACCUUUUUGACAUGGAAAGAACUGCAUCUGACAAAACUGACAAUCUGACAAGCACGACCACUUCAUACAGCAAUUCGACAUGUGUGAGGAUGUGAGAAAGUAUACGGUUUGGACUUCUCUCUCUCUGAAGCUCUCUAUUUUCAUACUUCACACUAUUAACUUCUGUCACUUUUCAUAUGCACAGACAAGUGCAACACUAACUGCCUUUGAGAAAAGAUUCAGUCCAGGUCCAGUGUGUGGGAUUUAGUAGGUCACUUUAGUUUAAGCUUAGUUUUAGUUAGUAGUGAAAACUACUGUGGUUGCAAAACACAUGAAAAACGCAAACACCCCUAUCUAGAGCCAGUGUUUGGUUUUUCUGUCCUGGGCUUCUAUAGAAACAUGGCAGUUCAACUUGGCUGACUCCAUGGAAGGCGACCCACGGCGUCUUUAGAUAUAAACAGCUCCAUGGUAACGAAAACACAAGGAUUGAAAAAUUCAGGUGAUUAUACAAUAAUGAAAACAUACCUAUGAAUAUUGUAUUCCUCCUAAAUGUUACACACUGGACCUUUAAAGUAUACUUUUGCCUUCAGACGUGGUAGGACAGCACGUCGUACAAGUUCUCAUAACCCGGCCCUAAACUAAACCUCUACAUCCCAUGCUAAAGUCAGCAUCAGUAUGCUACAACUGAAGUGCAGAUGGUCGAACAGCAUCUGAAACUCCACCCGCCAUACCUUUUCAAUGUCAGAAAUUGCAGGGGGGGCUUCAUCUGACAACUUUCUGAAACCAACCACCUGACAAGCAGGCCGGUUGUUCAUCCCUGAGUGCAGUUACACUUCCAGAUCAAAAGGACAAGAAUUAAGAGAAAUGGUCUCUAAUAUUAUACUAUGUGUUUUGAUGUUUGAUGCUUUUCUGAAUUUGGAGUGAUUUUACUUUGUGGUUAAAUGUUGUAUAUGUUGCCCAAUUUGCUAUUGUAUGUUAUCAGAAUAUAAUGUAACAGCAAGACCACAACAGCAAGUAAUGUGAGAAGGAAGGAUUCGGUGGAGAGCUCAGAUUCACCUGAUGAAUAUUCAUAACUGUGACGUCACCGAUGGAGCUCCGCGCUGUCGUCAUAGAGAUUAGAGUGGAUGACGGGAUUAUGAGAGACUCUCCGCCACACUGGGAUUGGCUGCCACUCUGCUUUUGUUCCUCCUAACUGCCUUCAUAUGUGCCAUUUUGUCACUCAAUCUCUCCUGCCGCUCAUCUCCUCUGUUGCAGAUAUUAUAACCAUUGCACACGUUUCAUUUUUCCAGUUUCCUUUCUCCCCUUUUCACCCUGGCUCACUUUUUUCUUCUCCGUGAUCCUCUUAGUCAUUUUCCCCUCUGCCACAUUUUUUGUGUUUUGAAACCCCACCCUUCCAUCGAGCAGUACGGUUCUGUAGUAAUUGCUUUCUUCAGCUCCAUUGGCCCAAUAAGAGAAAAUGGCCCCUUAUGCUAAUAGGCCAUAAAAGACACUGAGCAUUUCCCAGCAGGAAUCCCACAUCAGAUUAUUUUAUAGUGCUGUACCAGACAGUAAUGUCUUACCUCUAUGUGCUUUAAAAAUAAAACAGGAAUUUGUGCAAAAGAUGA